Molecule: messenger RNA, 2350 nt
Organism: Doryrhamphus excisus (bluestripe pipefish)
Lineage: Eukaryota; Metazoa; Chordata; Actinopteri; Syngnathiformes; Syngnathidae
Gene: rtn2a
Product: reticulon 2a
Biological process (GO): endoplasmic reticulum tubular network formation; brain development; neuron differentiation
Cellular component (GO): endoplasmic reticulum membrane; neuron projection; postsynaptic density
Source: RefSeq, a predicted model, not a curated record
AGAGGCAGCGGGCAAGAAGAAGGAUGUCUGUGUGAGAGAGAGAAAGAGAGAGAGGAUUUUCCACACGACGUGUGCUACCAGCAUCACAUGAGGGUGCAGGGAGGCGGGGAGGGAGGGAGGUGGUGUCUUCCAGGCCGGGAGGGCUCAGCGAUGCCUUGAUGGAGUAUGGGCCAGGUUUUAGGAUUCUCCCACUGCCAGGAAUAUGGCUCAGUGGCAUCCACUCCAGAUUCAACACCCCCAUGCACCGAUGGUGGUAAUGAGGAGUCGGAGGUGUACGAUCUGCAAACAGCGAGGGACUGGUCCGAGGACGAGGAGGUGGGGUUCGAUGACGAUGACACUCUGGCCUCGUCCCCAUCCGUCUGGGGAACGCCACGUCAGAACUCCUUCGAGCUGACCUUCUCCUACAUCGCCAUCGCUGAGCCCGAGGCGGUGGGAGCAUCACGGAGCCACCGGGACAGGCGCAGGGUCGGACCUCGGGGGAGUCGCACCUCCCUAGCGCGCUUGGACACCCUGGAUACGUCACUGGACUCCCCAGACGUGGACUGGGACCCCCACGGCUUUCUGAGUGAUGAGCACGAGGAGGCGUCGGAAAGCAGCGAACAAGAGAGGGUGGAGAUGAGGACACUAAGCCCGAGGAGGAGGCGGAGGAGGCGAGCUGAGACCAUAACCAUGCAGCCAUCUCCUCAGAGUCUAGAGGGUGAUGCGGGGAUCCAAAGUGAGGAGAGCAGUUUAGCCCAGACUGAGCCGCUUCCUUUUCCAUCAUUGCAAACACAGAUGCUUCCAGCAGCAGCGACGACCUCAACCCCCGAGCCCGAGUUACCUGUCGCCGGGGAAACCACGACAGAGGAGCCACUACGACCCACCGGCCCUGUGUCCCCAUCGCCUGCCGCCGUCACUCACAACACUCAGGAACAGCCGCCCAGCCAGUGUCCGUACUCGGCCCCCGACCCCUCAGAAAGCCCCCACAUAGCAGUGAUGGAUCUGAUCUACUGGAAGGACACAGAGCGAACGGGCAUGGUGCUGACAGGUUUAGUGGUGCUUCUGCUAUGCCUGUUCCAGCUCAACGUCAUCACGGUGGUCUCCACGGCGUCCCUGGCCAUCACGUGCGUCACCAUCUCUGUGCGCAUAUACUACAAAAUCCUCUACAUCCUCAACUGGGGCGACGGUGUACACCCCUUCAAGUCCUACUUGGACCUGGACAUCAGCCUGAGCGGAGAGCAGACGGACCUGUACAUGCAGAAACUCAUCGUCAUGACUCUUUCCGCCGUGGACAGUCUGAAAAGACUCUUCUUUGUCGGAAACCUCUUUGAAUCUCUCAAGUUGCUGUUUCUGCUGUACCUUAUCACAUACCUUGGGGAACUGUGCAAUGGACUAACCCUCCUCAUCAUAGGUGUGAUCGCUCUCUUUUCUUUGCCGCUUUUCUACCGUCAGCGUCAGGAGCAAGUGGACCGGGUGAUUGCAAAAAUCCAGGCUCAAAUUGACAACGUUAAGGACUUUCUACAAAGACUGGCCCAAGGUGGCGGCCCUCCUCCGGACAUGACCCCGGAUGUUGCCAAACCGAAAGGCCAAUAAACUCUCACGGACGUCAGUGUUGAAGAGGAAGAAGAAGCUGAGGGCCAUCACUGCGAUGUCUUACCCAGCAGUCUUGAGAGCUCCACCAGACCAGGAGUGGGGAGACGGGGGGGACGUUUACUGAACUGGAGGGUUUACAUGCGGUACUUCAUGUGCUAUUAACUUUCGAAGUUAUUCACAACUUACAAGUGGGGGUUAAAUGUCCAAAAGUGACGGUUGAAAAGCUGCCAUCCAAAUGAAGAAAAUGGAAACUUACCAAAGUGUGGCGAGGGAGGUGAGUUGAACUACACAAAAAAACACAGGGGUCAUCGUUAUUCAUUGUCAUGACUGAGUUGUGUGUGUGUCUGCGUGUGUGAGUGGUAAAUGAAAGUGUAACAAGCAAAGUCACUUCAUCUUUUCUUUUCGAGCUUUUGAUUUCCUCUUUCCUCCCAUCACAUUGCAUCUUGCAGUUUGACCAUCAAUACUUCAAAUACUUUAAAUGAAAUGCGUCUAAUUGUAGUGAAAAGAAGACCUUUAUGUGUUUACUUUUGAGGAAAUGUAAGAGCCGGUGCCUUUCUUACUGUAUAUUAUGUUAAUAACUCCUGACAAUGUUUGCUGCCCCUCAUCAUAGGAACCACUUCCCUUGUUUUAGCCUCAGACUUUUGUAUGAUGCCUUUGUGAUGACAUGGCCACUGUUAUCUUGGAGGUAAUAAUCACUUUUAGAAAUAAUAAAAAUUGUUCAGGAUAGUCACCAAACAAGUACAAGUCUCUUGCAUCGUGACACAAACACAACUAGCAU